UUCUUUAUCUAGUCGGUAGGCUCGGUCCACUCCGCCUCUCUCUCUCUCUCUCUUCCUCCUCCGCGCGCCGCCUUACCCCUCUCCUCCUUCCUCGACGCGGCGGCUGCUCCAGAUCUUCUCUUCCCCUCGCGGCGGCGUCUCCCGUCCAAUCCAGUGAACUAUCGGCUCAGUAAAAGGGGAAAAAGGAGGGAUCUUUUCUGGACAUUUGAAGCUUACGGACGACAAGAUGCACCUCCUUGCAUCAUUUCACGGCCCUACAGGUUUUAAGUCUGUAGCUGAUCUGUCGGGAUGGACUCCAAGAAGUUCCUACAGCUGCUUGAAGAGAAAAAGAAGAGAAUCCUUGAGAAGAAAGAAGCCCCACUGAAAUGGGAGCAAAAGCUCGAAGCAGCAGCGAAGGCAAAAGCUGAUGCUGAAGCAAAGGAAAAGAAGCUUAAGUCAAGAAAGCACAGAAGGAGGGGCCAUUCUUCCUCAGACUCUGAAAGUGAUUCCGACAGUGAUGGUGAUCGGAAGCACAGGAAGAGGAAGGACCGCAAAAGGCACAGGAAACACGGUCACUCUGAUUCCGAUGAAGCCAAGAGGCACAAGCGCAGAUCAAAGAGGAGAAGCUCAGACUCAAGCGAUGAUACUGAUAGUGAUGAAUAUGAUAGUGGGUCUGAAGAAGAAAAUCGAAGGAAGAAGCGCUCACACAGGAGAAAGCAUCGCCGACAUUCAUCAAGGUCUGAUUCUGAUGCUUCAGACUAUAGCAGCGAUGAUGAAGAGAGGAGAUCUUCCAAGAAGGACCAUUCCAGUUCCAGGAGUCACAGGCACCACCACCACCGAUCAUCUGGUGAUGACUCAGGGUCUGAGUCUGAGGAGAGGGGCAGGUCAAGACAUAAGAAACAUCAUAGAUCAAGCGAUGAGGAUGCAACAUCAGAUUCCAACAACCAUAAGCACCGUAGGAGUCGCUCCCUGGAGGAGUCAUCCGAUGAUGCAGCUGCCGGUGAAUAUGAAAAGGUGAGAAAUGGUAAAAGGCCUCACAAGACCGGACACCAUCGUCACCACCACCGCCACCACCAUCACCAUCAUGAUCACCGUAGCUCUUCUGAACCUAAUGACAAGAAGCGGCAAGAUGGCCAGAAAGCCCUUGAAGGUGGCAACGUUGAUUAAACUCCAGCGGCACUAGUUGAAUUGGUUUUUGGCGCGUGAAAAGAAUUUUAGUUGUCUUAUCUUUUAUGUUGGUCACUCUUUAUUCCAACGUUGUGGAUUCUGACGUUGUACUGAUACAAAGUCGGUUCGGUGAUUGUGACUUUUAUGUCUCGUCGUUUCUUCGUUUCAUCUGUGUUGGCUAAUUUGAACUUCAGUCGGUGGUUCGAAUUGUUCUAUUGACUGCUCAAAAAAUGAGAACUAAAGAUGCUUUCUGCUUA
Messenger RNA from Oryza sativa Japonica Group (Japanese rice), 1403 nucleotides. RefSeq lists its product as uncharacterized. Lineage: Eukaryota; Viridiplantae; Streptophyta; Magnoliopsida; Poales; Poaceae. The record is from RefSeq and is a predicted model, not a curated record.